Molecule: messenger RNA, 2544 nt
Organism: Pseudopodoces humilis (Tibetan ground-tit)
Lineage: Eukaryota; Metazoa; Chordata; Aves; Passeriformes; Paridae
Gene: OIP5
Product: Opa interacting protein 5
Biological process (GO): CENP-A containing chromatin assembly; chromosome segregation
Cellular component (GO): chromosome, centromeric region; chromatin; nucleus
Source: RefSeq, a predicted model, not a curated record
AUGGCGGUGCGGCGGCAGCUGCAGCAGAUAUUCCAGGACCCGCGGGUUGUCGGGACCAUCGUGGUGGAGCAGGCGUCCGCUUCCGCCGCCCCCGCCGCUCCCGCCUGGAAAUCGCCGACGCCGCCGUCACCGCCACCGCCGUCACCGCUGCCGCCGCCGUCACCCCCGCCGCCUUCGUCUUCCUUCCCGCCGGCUGCGGUGCCGGCGUCGCCGCCGCGGCAGCAGGGUCCUCUGCCGGAGGAGUGCGCCGUGUUCCACUGCCGCAGCUGCUGGACGGUGCUGGGGGACUCGCUGCAGCUGUGCGCGCAGGAGCCGCCGGGACUCAGCGUCGUCAUCUGCUUCAAGGUCACCAGCGAUGUGACCUGGGAGGACUCGCUGUUGGUCGGCCUCGAGGGAGCCCUCCUGGAAUGUACUUAUUAUUUAUUAACCUGUCGGUCAUGUGGCUUGGCCGUGGGCUUCAUUCUUUAUUCUUGUGACAGUAGCCUGGCAUAUCUCCGAGGCUUGUUCUGUUUCUUCAAGGACAGCAUCAUCUGUUACCUCUUACAGAACCAAAUGAUUAUAGAAGCUUCUAAGGUGAAGUUUCCAGCUGUGACCUUAAAGGAACACAUGCAUAAGGUGAAAGAAAAGCUUGUGGACUUCAAUUGCCGCAUAGAAUUAGUGAUAAGGAAGCUGGAGAAACUGUAACAAAAUAAUUACAACCCUUCAUCAGAUCCAGGUGACCUACUAUCAGGAUAUGCAAGAGUUAAUACUAACUAAUACCUGUUUUCAAGAACUGCUGGAGUUGUUUCUGCAUCUCUGCUGAGUUUGGUCAUUAUGAAGAAAUAAUGCACCAGACCAGGUUUGAGUGUUGAUCUGUCACUUUAUCUGUGUGUGUGGAAAGAACUGAUGAUGAAGUGCAUUACUUCAGGGGAACACCUGAAAAUCUGACAUACCGAAGUUAUGCUUAGAAGACUGCAUAGCUCAGCCAUGCAGCACAUCACUCUCUGAGGCUGUGUAACUGUGACUUUGCUUUUUCUAAUGACUUAGGGGGGAAACCAGCCUUUGAAAUACUGACAUCAGGUUUCUGGAACUAUGCAAAACACAUUUAACAAGGUGAUGAUAUUCAAGAGCCACCAUUAAAGACAACAUUCUUAGAGACCUAAAGCUCUUGUCCUACCUUUCAGUACAGAGAGUGUUAAUGGCAGCCUUGGUUUUAAUGGCAGCUAGUUUUUGGUCAAGUGGCUCAUUAGCUACAUCUGAUACUUGAGCCACUGCUAAAUGGACUCCUGAAUAGUUUUGAGAUUUCCUUGUGUGUGUUGCCUGCAGAAGCAGCAGACAAGCACGUCACAGAUGCUGCAGUGUUCUUAGUGCAUGAGUCUGGAUGGCACCAUGCAGGCAGAACAUAAGGUUUUAGAUUUCAGGUAAAGGGCAACCCAUGUGCCUGCCAAGUCUGCUGAAGUGCAGCCCCAGGAACAGGACUGAGGCAAAUUCUGCCAGCUAACAGCACGAACAACUUCCUUGAACAGAUUUGAGCAUUUCUUUCUGGAAUGUCAACUAUGAAACCAAGGAAUGGUCUUCUGCACAAUCGUGGAAGCACUGCUUUCCGAAGUUAUGAUUUGCCUGUCGCCUUCAAUUGGCCAGUUAAGAUGUUUUAUAAAAAAUACCUACUCCUGGCUCAUUGGCAUUUCUCUGUUGAAUAUUGGUUAUGCAUAUUUCCAAACAUUUAGAAAAUAAUUUUACAGAAAAAAAAGUACUAUUUACUGGGACAGAAUUUCCCUAGUUCUUUGUUGGAAGAUUAAGGGCCCUUUUCUUCUCCCUUUGCUCCUUAAAGGGCUAAUGUUUUUCCCUAAAGGAAUAAUGAAUUCUAUGUAAAGUUUAGUAGUUGUCUGUAGUGGUCUAGAGAGGAUUCUAUUUACUUGAUCAGCUUAAUUCCAGUGAUUCAAAUUGCCUUCUCCUUCCAUAUUUAUGACUGGAAGGUUGUAGACCUCAUUGCUACUGCUGCCAGUUCUGUGUUUUGUCUUAUUUGUAAAAUAACUCAUAAUGGGCUUGGAGCAGAGGGGACAAAACUCACUGUAAAGCACCUCAGAGGUUUUAGGUGGGAAGCUGGUACUUAGGCUACUACUAAUGCUCACUGUGUUGCUUUCUUUUGGGAGUUCUGUAUGGUCUCAGUUCAUUGUGGUAAGCAAAAGCACCAACAGCUAUUCUGUAAGGAGAGGAGGGACUCUCACAAAUACCACCUUUGAAGUACUUCCUUAGUGCUUGUAUUGUUGCAUGAGUCUAAGAAAUGUGAUUGAUAAUGGGAGUAUUUGCUUUUGCCCUUUCAUUCCAGUUUCUGCAUUGAGACUGUUUCUUGCUAUUUUACGUCUAUACUAUGAAUUAUGCUAAAUUGUUUUGCUUCACUAGUGUUGAGCCCUAAAAGAAAAUGAAGUUACAUUUCAGUUACAUUUUUAUGUUAUAUUUAAAGUUGUGAAGAAGAAACUUCUUAAAUAAAAGCUGGAAUUCAGAAAUUCAUGUUGUGCAAGUCAUUGCCAUUAUGUGAGUCCUAGGCCUACUUUUCCUUUGAUU